Messenger RNA from Pistacia vera, 6035 nucleotides. RefSeq lists its product as uncharacterized. The record is from RefSeq and is a predicted model, not a curated record. Bases 160 to 5526 code for a protein of 1788 amino acids. Gene Ontology annotation, molecular function: metalloendopeptidase activity. NCBI's taxonomy places the organism in Eukaryota, Viridiplantae, Streptophyta, Magnoliopsida, Sapindales, Anacardiaceae. Gene Ontology annotation, cellular component: membrane. The transcript is spliced from 11 exons. Gene Ontology annotation, biological process: CAAX-box protein processing.
AUAUGUUCUUUCGCGGGUAAACUAAGGCGCAAAAUCCCGACCACCACCACCACCACCACCAUCAACAUCCAAUCCCUCCUUUCAAAUUUCGCUUCCAGAACUUGUUUUGCGCUUUACGCUUUGUCCUGUCCCUUCUCAAUCCAUGCCAUUGAAAUUACUAUGAACCUCUCUGCCAAUGAUCUCCGCCUCAAUUCUUUCCACGCCACCGCUUCCACCUCCACCUCCACUAUUCUCUUCAAGAAAACUUCUAUCCACUUCCUCCAAGUUCGCGUCUAUCGGAAACGUCGCCGUUUCAAACUUACUGUUAGAAGUAGCCUCAACUAUCCUUUCGAAAACCUCUUUCAUAGCUUGCCAAACCUCUUCGCCUCCACUAGCUCCCUCGAUUUGCUCGCUCCGGCUUUAGGCCUUUUCUCUGGACUCGCUAUUUAUGCCUCUCAGUCCACUUCUAAUAAACCGCCCCCACUAUCAUGUAUUGGAAAUUGGGUUUUGUUCACCAGUCCGACGCCGUUUAAUCGUUUUGUCAUUCUUCGGUGCCCUUCCAUAUCGUUAAAAGACAGUGAUUUCUUAGAGAAUGUAAAUGAGAAGCUCGUGAAGGAAGAUAGACAUUUUGUGAGAUUAAAUAGUGGGAGGAUUCAGGUGAGAAGUGGAGAUGAUGAGAGGGCGAGUGAAUUGGAGACGAAAUUGAAGUACCAAAGAGUUUGUAUAAAUACGGAGGAUGGUGGUGUCGUUUCGUUAGAUUGGCCUGCGAAUUUGGACCUGAUGGAGGAGCAUGGAUUGGACACCACUUUGUUGUUGGUGCCGGGAACCGCGGAGGGCAGCAUGGAGAAGAGUAUUCGGUCGUUUGUUUGUGAAACACUGGAGCACGGGUUCUUUCCGGUGGUUAUGAAUCCUAGAGGUUGUGGUGGUUCGCCUCUUACCACAGCUCGGUUAUUUACGGCUGCUGACAGCGAUGAUAUCUGCACUGCUAUACAGUUCAUCAACAAGGCAAGGCCAUGGACAACUUUGAUGGGUGUUGGCUGGGGAUAUGGUGCAAACAUGUUGACAAAAUACUUGGCAGAAGUUGGAGAAAGCACACCUCUUACAGCUGUAACGUGCAUAGACAAUCCUUUUGACUUAGAGGAGGUCACAAGGUCCUCUCCUCAUCACAUUGCCUUGGAUCAGAAGCUCACUAAUGGAUUGAUAGAUAUCCUGCGAUCUAACAAGGAAUUAUUUCAAGGCCGAGCAAAAGGUUUUGAUGUGGAAAAGGCUCUAUUGGCAAAAUCUGUUCGUGAUUUUGAACAAGCAAUAUCUAUGGUAUCUUAUGGUUUUGAGGCCAUUGAAGACUUCUAUUCGGAAUCUAGUACUCGAAGUAUGGCUGGAAAUGUGAAGAUUCCUGUUCUAUUUAUACAGAAUGAUAGUGGAACACUGCCACCGUUUUCCGUCCCACGCAGUUUGAUAGCUGAAAAUCCAUAUACUAGCCUUCUCUUGUGUUCUUGUCCUCCAUCUACUAUUAUUGCAAGUAAUAGAGCUGCUGAAUAUUGGUGCCAGCAUCUUACCAUCGAGUGGCUCACAGCCGUGGAGCUUGGACUAUUAAAGGGUCGUCAUCCGCUUCUGAAAGAUGUAGAUGUUACCAUCAACCCUUCAAAAGGCUUAGCUCUUGUGGAAGGUAGAGCAACUGAUAAGGAUGUUAAAGUUAACAAGCUCUUAGAUCUUAGUCAGACAAAUGCUUUGAACAGUUAUUCCAUUGACGGUAUAAAGGAAAUGCUGGAAAAAAGUAAUGAUAAUGAUAGCAUCCAUCAAAGAUACAGAAGAGAGCCACAAAGAAAUGUGGAGCUUGACAAAAAGGAAUUGCAAGAAAUGGACAAUGGUGCAUUGCAGGAGACUGGUCCUGUUGACGCAGAACUGGUCAAAGAGGAGGAAGGCAGUCCAGUAGAUAGCGAAAGGAGCCAAGUGUUACAGUCUACACAAGUGGUUAUGAAUAUGCUUGACGUAACUAUGCCUGGCACACUGACAGAAGAAGAGAAGAAAAAGGUCUUGACUGCUGUUGGUCAAGGAGAGACAAUUAUGAAAGCUCUGCAAGAUGCUGUGCCUGAAGAUGUGCGCGGAAAUCUUAUGGCUGCAGUAUCUGGGAUUUUGCAUGUUGAGGGCAGAAACUUAAAAUUAGAUGGACUUCUGGAUAUUGGUAAGAUACCUAACGUAAAGUCAAAGAUCCAAGAGAAAGUCAUAGGAAUAUCAAGUGCUGAAGGGUUGUAUAAAGAUCCUCAUAGAGCAGAUCAGGUGAAAAGGGUUGACAAUUUGGCGGAGGGCUCUGACAACGUACAACCUGGCAUGGCCAAGCCUGAUGGUGGAUUACCUUCAGAAAAUUUUCCGAAAUCUGAUGAUGUAGGUCUAUCUAAGUCAAUGAGUGGUCCUCAAUCUGAUAUUUCUAGUUCAGUCAGCAAGAACACUAACGAGUCUGGAAAUAAUCAUGAAAAUGAUGGGUUCACUAAAGAAAAGGCUGUUCCAUAUUCUAACAUUGGUGAUAAGGGAUCAGAGAUAAGUGCUAAUUCUAACAAUACUGGUCAGCCUGAAAAGGCUGUAGGUCCUGAGGAAUAUGAGUCCAAAGUGGAACAGGAAGGUGGAGUAUCCCAAGUAGAAACAAAACCUGAGAAUAGUACCCAGAAAGCCGGAGAUAAAGCCCUUGAUCCUUCCUCUGAUCAAAAUAAGAUGACAUCUGCCAAUGUUACAGAGGACACAGUUUCGCCUAUGGGAUCCUCUUCUGAAGCUCAAUCAAUUGAGAAGGAAGGAGAUGAUAAUCGGAAGAGAGAAAAUAAAACUUUGCAGCCUGCACCUGAUCUUAAUCCUUCUACCUUCAGUGUUUCUCAAGCACUAGAUGCACUGACAGGAAUGGAUGAUUCCACCCAAAUGGCUGUUAACAAUGUUUUCGGUGUAAUAGAAAAUAUGAUUACUCAGUUGGAAGAGGAAAAUGGUGAUGCAAAUGAUGUCAAGGAGAGAAAUGAGGUUAAGGAUGAGAAAAUUGAUCAUUUCUCUGAGAAACAAAGAAUUGGAAGUCAUGAAAGAUUGGAAAAAGAAGACUUUGGGAAUGAGCUGAGUUUACAGUCUCCUGCAUCAUCUGAUCCUUCUACAGAUAAUAGUUGUGAAAGUGGUAUGGACAUUCAUCAUGAUGCAAGAACUGAGAGAGUGGAGGGUGAACACAAUCAAAAUCCCAUUUUAUUUGAUAGCAAUGGUCCUAAUUAUUCUCAGGGAAAUAAGAUAGCUAAAAGUUUAGAUAUGGAGAAAAAGAGGGAAAUAGUUGGGAGCAAACUUUUGUCUGUAAAUUCAGAUGGACUAAAUUAUGGAAAUAACUUACCAUUAUACAACCCUGUGAAUCCUUAUGGGGAGUCAACACAAAAUGAACACUUAAGCAGAUAUCCUAUCUCAAAAAUGCCAAAUGCCAAAUCAUUGGAUCUGGAUACAACUACUGCUCUAUUGCUUGACUACUUUCCAGAAGAAGGUCAAUGGAAGCUCUGGGAACAAACUGGAAAUUUCGGAGAUUCUAUUCGUGAUUUUAGCACUUGUGAGGAUGAUGACAGAGAAGUGCAAGCCCACUCAUUUGCAGAGGUAGAUGAUGCAGAUAAAUUUAUUGAACCACCAUAUGUAAUAUUAGAUACAGAUAAACAACAAGAACCCGCUGGAGAAUAUAAAAUGAAGGAUCAUAUGAGUGAAAAUGUUGAAAGUAGCGAGGUUGCAUUGACAGAGUUGAUGCGCUUUGUGAAAAAUAUUAUGUUUAAUUCUUUGAAGGUCGAAGUUGAACGCAAGCUAAGUCCAUCUGAUAGGAAAGAAAUGGAAUCAAAUGUUGUUAGAGAUAUAGAAAAAGUGGCAAAUGCUGUCUCUUUGGCUGUUGGGAAUGACAGGGAACAUAUUUGGUAUUUGGAUGAUAAACACUACAGUAUGGACUGUACUUCCGAAAAAGUUGGCGCACUUCAAGGUGAAAAUAUUAUUAGAGCCAUUUCCUCUGCUGUCCAGGGCACAAGUUAUCUGAGAAAAGUGCUUCCAGUUGGUGUUAUUGGAGGCUCUAGUUUAGCUGCUUUGCGAAAAUAUUUCAAUGUGUCUACUGAGAAUGAUAAUGGUCAAAAAGAACUGAUGGUCUAUGAUCUAAACAAGAAAUCUGGGGGGAGAAAACACGAUAAGGUCGGGGUAACAAAGAUUAGUCAGAUGCCUUUUGACAAAAACACUAGUUCAAAUGUUUCAGUGAACAGAGAAGUGGUAGGGGAUAAAUUGAAAAACUUAAACAAUGGAGGUGUCAUGGCUGGUGCUGUUACAGCUGCCCUGGGAGCAUCUGCAUUACUUGUAAAGCAAUCGGAUUCGUAUGAAAACAAAAUUGGUGAAAAUAUGUCCAAGCCCUUAAAUGAGAAAGAAAAUCAUCAGAAAGAACCCGCGAAGCUGGAGGAGGCAAUGUCUGAAAGAAACCAGAAUAGCAUAGUCACAAGCCUUGCUGAGAAAGCCAUGUCAGUUGCUGGUCCAGUAGUACCAACAAAGGGAGGUGGUGAAGUGGAUCAAGACAGGUUGGUCACAAUGUUGGCCGAUUUAGGACAAAAGGGUGGCAUGUUGAAGCUAGUUGGCAAAAUUGCUUUGCUUUGGGGUGGUCUACGUGGUGCAAUGAGUCUGACUGACAAGCUUAUCUUGUUUCUGCGUAUAGCUGAUCGCCCAUUGUUCCAAAGGAUUCUUGGUUUUGUCGGCAUGGUGCUUGUUCUAUGGUCACCUGUUGUUGUUCCGCUGCUGCCAACUCUUGUGCAGAGUUGGGCAACAAAUAAUCCCUCCAGAAUUGCAGAGCUUGCUUGCAUCAUUGGGCUCUAUACUGCUGUUAUGAUACUGGUCGUGAUAUGGGGCAGAAGAAUACAUGGAUAUGAAAAUCCACUGGAGCGGUAUGGGCUUGAUAUGACUUCGUUAUCCAAGGGCCAAAAUUUUUUGAAGGGGUUUAUUGCAGGUGUCAUGCUUGUGCUAUUACUACAGUCAGUGAAGGCUUUACUCGGUUGUGCAAAUUUCUCUUGGCCAUCAAGUAUUCCAUCACCUUUAAAUGCUGUGACGUGGCUCAGAGUGUGUGGGAAAUCCUUUAUGCUGGCAUGUCGAGGUAUCAUAACAGCAACUGCCGUACUGCUAGUUGAAGAAUUGCUUUUCAGGUCAUGGUUGCCUGAAGAAAUUGCCACAGAUCUUGGUUAUCAUCGUGGAAUUAUGAUCUCGGGACUUGCAUUUUCUCUAUUUCAGAGGUCUCCACAGGCAAUUCCAGGACUAUGGCUAUUAUCUUUGGCUCUGGCAGGUCUUCGUCAAAGAAGUCAAGGCAGCCUUUCUGUUCCAAUUGGUUUGCGUGCUGGGAUUAUGGCCUCUAGUUUGGUUUUACAAACUGGUGGCUUCCUAACCUACAAUCCGCAUUUCCCUGUUUGGGUAACUGGAACUUAUCCAUUCCAACCGUUCAGUGGAGUAUUUGGUCUUGUAUUCUGUUUAUUAUUGGCAGUUACUAUGUAUCCGAGACAGCCUCUGGGAAAGGAAGAAAUUGAAAAUGGCCAUUAGGGAGUGAACAAAAUUAUCUGACUGUCAAUGGUUGAGUUACAUCAUGAAGAAUGUCUGAGACCUUUAAGAUUAUGGAUGCUUGGCGACUUCCAUCAAUUUUCACUUGUGAUGUCGGGGUUGAAAGAAUAUUACUGGAAAUCUGUGAGAAGGAUAAAAGGAAAAUAGAGAGUAAAAUGGUAAAUGUUAGGAAUUGCCUUGUUUAUAAUGGCAAAAUCUCUAUAGCAGAGGGCACUGUUUGCACAUAUGAGUGGUAAAGAUACUGAUCACAGUGUACAGUUGUUGAACCUAGAAAAUAAAUUACCAAAUACGAAGGCGAGUUUUGUACGUAGGAAAGAAAUAUUUAUUUUCAAGUUUCAACCUUUUACAUGUUUGCGUCAAAGUGUACAGGGAUUUUGCGUUCACAUUUGUUGAUUUGCCUUUACCUUACAAUGUCAUAAAGAAUACUGUGAUUUUCUACACUAUGGUUGCGAAAUGUAAACUUUGCAAUUCUGAAAAUCAUAUAGCAAUUU